Messenger RNA from Chelmon rostratus (copperband butterflyfish), 2770 nucleotides. RefSeq lists its product as uncharacterized. The transcript has 11 exons. The record is from RefSeq and is a predicted model, not a curated record. Gene Ontology annotation, cellular component: canonical inflammasome complex. Bases 95 to 2167 code for a protein of 690 amino acids. Lineage: Eukaryota; Metazoa; Chordata; Actinopteri; Chaetodontiformes; Chaetodontidae. Gene Ontology annotation, biological process: regulation of apoptotic process.
GUGGAAGCCGCUUGUCUGCUGUUUCUGAACUCAGACAUUAUCGGGACAGAAGGACAGUCUGAACUCCCUUCACUCCGUUAAACCUCACUGAAUCAUGGGAAAUGUGUUGACGCCGGUUCAGGACUUUGCUCGGACCUUGACUAGAAACACAAGUGUUAAGACCUGGGGGAGUGAACCAGAGACGGUGCAUGAGGAUCUGCUGCUGUCAAAACUGCUGGAGCUACAGGACGUAGAGCUGUGGAGGGUCCACUGGUGUCUCAGUCAAGACCUCAUCCUGGGCCUCCCCCCCAUCCCCCCACAUUGGCUCAGGUCCGCCGAUGCCUGCGGCACCACCAAAACCAUGCUGAAGUGUUACCAUGAGGAGGGGGCCCUGAAAGUGUUGGAUGCAGCCCUAACGGUGCUUGGCCGAGAUUAUUGGGUCUUCCAUCUCCACAACACUGCAGACCCUCUGAAACCGAGAUUGGCUCCAAAAGCAGACUUUGUAAAAGCUCAGCGCAGGAAGCUGAUCAGCAGGGUGCAGUGGUUGGACUCUGUUUUGGAUGUCCUACAGGACUACAGGAUCCUGAAUGCUGCAAACAGGGAGGCCAUCAACAUCUAUGCAGCCCACAAGGAGAAGAACCGGGCUCUGGUAGACCUGGUACUGAGAAAGGGGAAUGAAGCCCAGGAGGUGUUCUACAUGGCCCUCAGCCAGUCGGAGCCACUCUUGCUGCAUGAACUGGAAGAGAGUCCAAUCAUGGACAAGAAUCCCUCAGAGUCGUGUGUUCUCUCAGAGAUGUUGGAGUUUCUGGUCUCAGAUGAGGUCAGAUGUUUCUGGUGGUUGGUCAGUGAUCACAUGACUGGAGAAAGCCACUCUCCUAUUAGUGAUGAGCAGCUGCAGCACACGGACAGGCCAACGAUACAGAGACUUCUGGGAAAACAUUUCCAAAGCAAAGAGGUGGAGAGCGCCAUGAUGAACAUCCUGUUGAAGAUCGUCCCAACGCUCAGUGUCUGUCUGCGAGAAGAACCGGUGACAUCACAGAGGUCGUCUGACAUCAGACUGGAGAAGGACGUAGACGCGACAGUGGUUGAGAUUACACCUGAAGUCUUUGAGGAUGGCAACAUGUUCAGAUUGCGUUGCCAGCGGCCCGGUGUUUUUCGCUGCAGUCUGACUGGCCUGCUAUUAGAGGGCACCGGCGAUGUGGUCUAUCAGAUGGUUCCCUGGGACGUGGACUUCCUGUCCUCCAAAGGUCUGAGGCCGGCCGGACCGCUGCUCAGGUUCACCCUGCUGACAGGAAGUUUCCACCGGCUCCACCUGCCGCACUGCCAGCUGCUCUCAGACGGGGGUUGUCGCUUGCUGUUUGUAGCUCACGUCACCGGGGACAGCGUGGACAUCAUCGCACCCGAUCAGGUGACGGACAGUCACGUGAUCAUCGACGUCUCCGGCUUCUCGUGUUUCGGUCUGGUGACAUCGUCCGCGUCCGGCGGCGCGAUCAGAGGCCUCGUGCUGCUCUUCUCUCAGCUGAGCGACUGUUCGCUGUUUGUGCUGCUGCUGCCCAGGAACGUCUGCCUCACUCAGGUGAUAAAAGAGUGGAAGCGACGGAUUAGAGCAGACUACGUGGAAACAAUACCCGACUGUGAGCUGAUCCCAAAUCAGAUGUACAAGCUGAGUGGACAGCCCGUCACUUUCAUCCAGCCAGAGAGUUCAAAGUUCGUGAACUUCAACGACUACAACAACUUCCUGCCGUCGUUCCAGGUGCAGCUGGUGGAUGACGUCUGGAGUGUGGAGUUGCAGCUGAGCAGUCACGUGACUUCACUCCCCCUGAUUGGCUGGCUGUUCGGCUCCACAGAGUCUGUGGUGUGGCACAGAGUCGUCCAACUGAGAGCUGCUGCGUCCACACUCAGUAACAUCAACACAUCAUCAGUUUGUAACUCAGAGUUAGUGGAUGUGACCGUCAUGCUGCUCAGCAUUCUGAGCUCUCUUGAGUCGGAGGAUUUAAAAACCUUCCAGCGUCUCCUGAGUCUGCAGUCUGAUCCGAUCCCCGUCAGCCGACUGGAGGCAGCAGACAGGACCAGAACAGUGGACCUGAUGAUCCAACAGUACCACACAGAAGGGGCUAAACAGGUCACUGAGGAUAUUCUGAGGAAGAUGAACUAUAACCAACUGGCUGAUCACCUGCAGAGGAGCUAACUGAUCUGAAACUGACCGAUUUGAAAAUCUAGCCUUGACCCUCUGGGUUUAAAAUAUGCUCAUUUCUAAAAUACCAUUUUUAUCCAAAGUUUCAAAGAAGUUUAUAUACUUCAAAUUGAUUUCUUUGAUGAAUAAAUAUCAGAUUUCUGCUUUAGCUCCAUGUCAUGUUGCUAAAUUGCAGCCUCUGUAUGAGCCCGAGCCUCAGAUCUUCAGGCAGGACUGUGCUGGCUGUUCCUAAAUCCUGGUUCAGGACUGCAGGAGACAGUCAGGAUACCUGAGAGCUUUGUCAGCUUUUUAUCAAUGCCGGCACACUCUUUUAUUUCCAACAUGUUAUCUGUUUUAUGGUUAUUGAUAUGAUCUUAUAUUGCUGUUGGGUAUUUUAUUCAGUUAAAUUUUUGGAUUGUUUUUAAAUUUAUACGGUCUUUAUAAAAUUAAUAUUAAAAAAAUUAAAUUAAAUAUUUCCUUUGCUUCCUGAAAUGUUCAGAAAAAUGCUAUGUAAAUAAACUUUUUUUAUUUUUAACAUUAUUACUAUCCUUAUUAUCAUUAGUGAAAUUGAUCAGCCUUUUUCUAUUGUUCUAUGUUUCUGUAAUUAUUCCUCAUUGA